ACCCUUUCUGUUUCCAUUGCAGAGGAUGGUAAGAAGGGAACAAACAGUGAUUCCAGAAAAUAAUCCUCAGUAUACAACUGUUUAUGUAGGAAAUUUAGCUUCAGAGGUCACUCAGCUUGAACUCCACCGCCACUUUCAUGCUCUUGGUGCUGGAGUGAUUGAGGAGGUCCAGGUCCAAAGAGAUAAAGGAUUUGGUUUCGUUAGGUAUAGCACACAUGCAGAAGCAGCAUUAGCCAUUCAAAUGGGAAAUUCUCAGUCGCUUCUAUGCGGAAGACAAAUUAAGUGCUCCUGGGGUAGCAAGCCUACUCCCCCAGGAACAAGCUCCAAUCCCCUUCCUCCACCUGCUGCAGUGGCACCAUUACCGGGCCUUUCUACUGCUGAAAUAUUAGGCUGCGCAUGGUAA
This is a messenger RNA of Rhodamnia argentea, 403 nucleotides long. RefSeq names its product oligouridylate-binding protein 1C-like. The record is from RefSeq and is a predicted model, not a curated record. Gene Ontology annotation, molecular function: RNA binding. The transcript is spliced from 3 exons. The coding region runs from base 26 to 403 and encodes 125 amino acids. NCBI's taxonomy places the organism in Eukaryota, Viridiplantae, Streptophyta, Magnoliopsida, Myrtales, Myrtaceae.